Molecule: messenger RNA, 3276 nt
Organism: Micromonas pusilla CCMP1545
Lineage: Eukaryota; Viridiplantae; Chlorophyta; Mamiellophyceae; Mamiellales; Mamiellaceae
Exons: 2
Coding region: 1-3198 (1065 amino acids)
Biological process (GO): valyl-tRNA aminoacylation
Cellular component (GO): cytosol; cytoplasm
Molecular function (GO): valine-tRNA ligase activity; ATP binding; aminoacyl-tRNA deacylase activity
Source: RefSeq, a predicted model, not a curated record
AUGGCGCUCCGGCCGCGAUGCGGGGUCACCCCGAACGCGGUCUUCGCGCGCGCGUCCUCGCGCGCGACGCUCGCGUCGCGCGCGUCGCCCGCGCCCCACGGCGCGCUCCUCCAGCCGCGCCGCCCGAGGCCCUCGACGCCGGGACCGCAUCAUCAUCAUCGUCUCCGCCUCCUCCACCGCUCGCGCCGCGCCGCGAUCGUCCGCAGCGCGUCCUCGGUCUCUUCCUCCUCCUCCUCCCCACCCGCCGGCGUAAUCUCCCCGGGGGCGAACCACGCGGACCUCCCGAAAAACUUCGAGCACGGCGCGACGGAGGAGCGCCUGUACGAGUGGUGGGAGUCGCACGGAUGCUUUAAGCCCUCCGACGACGCCGUCGGCGAGCCGUUCACGAUCGCGAUGCCGCCGCCGAACGUCACCGGCGCGCUGCACAUGGGCCACGCGAUGUUCGUGACGCUGCAGGACAUCAUGGCGAGGAACGCGCGGAUGCGCGGGCGGCCGACGCUGUGGCUCCCGGGCACGGACCACGCGGGCAUCGCGACGCAGGCGCGUCCUCCUCACACUGUCCCCGCCAUCGACGCCUUUCGACCCCACCUGACGCCUUUCAACUCCACCCCCACGUCGGUCGGACCGCCCCCCGACCCUCAGCUCGUUGUGGAGCGCGCGCUCGAGGCGGAGGGCAAAACGCGGAUGGGGAUCGGCCGCGACGCGUUCGAGAAGCGGACGUGGGAGUGGAAGGCGGAGUACGGCGGACGCAUCGCGGGGCAGAUACGACGGCUCGGCGCGUCCUGCGAUUGGUCCAGAGAGCGGUUCACGCUGGACGACGGCCUGAGCGACGCGGUGCUCGAGGCUUUCGUCUCGCUCCACGACAGAGGACUCAUCUACAAGGGCACGUACAUGGUGAACUGGGCGCCGAAGCUGCAGACCGCGGUGAGCGACCUCGAGGUGGAGUACUCCGACGAGCCCGGCACGCUGUAUUACUUCAAGUACUUCGUUGAAGGGGGAGAAGACGAUUCAGACGCCGAGGACCCUGGAGCCUUUUUACCCGUCGCGACGACGCGGCCGGAGACGGUGCUCGGCGACACCGCCGUCGCGGUCAACCCCGCCGAUGAACGCUUCAAGCGGUUCAUCGGCAAGCGCGCGAUCGUGCCGUUCAGCGGCGGGCGGACCGUGCCCAUCAUCGGCGACGACUACGUCGAUAUCGAGUUCGGCACGGGCGCGCUGAAGAUCACGCCGGGGCACGACCCGAACGACUACGAAAUCGGCAAACGCGUCGGCCUCGAGACGAUCAACAUCAUGAACAAAGACGGGAGCAUGAACGCCAACGCGGGCGCGUACGAGGGCCUGGACCGCGCGGAGUGCCGCGAGAAGGUCUGGGCGGACAUGGAGGCGGCCGGGAUGGCGAUCAAGAGCGAGCCGUACGACACGCGAGUGCCGCGGUCGCAGCGCGGCGGCGAGAUCAUCGAGCCUUUGGUCUCGGAGCAGUGGUUCUGCAAGAUGGAGAGCAUGGCGACGCCGGCGCUGAAGGCGGUGGAGAGCGGCGAGCUCACGAUCGUGCCGCAGCGGUUCGAGAAGAUAUACAAAGGCUGGCUCACGGACGUCAGGGACUGGUGCAUCUCUCGACAGCUGUGGUGGGGGCACAGGAUCCCGGUGUGGUACGUCCACGAGAGCGAAGAGGCGUUGGAGUCGGCUCGGAGCGGCUCGGGUAAGGGCGCGUCGAAAGUCUACGUCGUCGCGCGUAACGAAGCGGACGCGCGCGCGAAGGCGACCGCGGAGGGUCACGGCGCGAACGUCGUGCUGUACCAGGAGGAGGACGUCCUCGACACGUGGUUCUCCAGCGGCCUCUGGCCGUUCAGCACGUUGGGGUGGCCCGACGAAGACGCGGCGGAUUUCAAAAAAUUCUUCCCGACGCAAGUCAUGGAGACGGGGCACGACAUCCUGUUCUUCUGGGUCGCGCGGAUGGUGAUGAUGUCGUACGGGAUGACUAACACGCUGCCGUUCCACACCGUCUACCUCCACGGCCUCGUCAGGGACGAGAAGGGCCGGAAGAUGAGCAAGUCGUUGGGUAACGUCGUGGAUCCGCUCAACGUGAUCGACGAGCAGGGGUGCGACGCGUUGCGGUUCACGCUCGCGACGGGGACCGCGGCGGGACAGGACCUGAACCUGAACAUGGACCGCCUCGCGUCGAACCGCAACUUCACGAACAAGAUCUGGAACGCGGGGAAGUUUCUGCUGUACGCGUUGGAGGGGAUGUCGGACGACGACCGCGUCGCGCUCGUGCGAGAGGCGGAGACUGUGCCGAAUGACCUCGCGUCUCUGCCGCUCGCGGAGCGAUGGAUCGUGUCCAGACUCCACGCGACCGUGGACCACGUCACGACCGCGCACGAUAAGCACGACUUCGGCGAGGCUGGACGCGCGGCGUACGCGUUCUUCUACGACGACUUCGCGGACUGGUUCAUCGAGGGCGCCAAGAGCCGGCUCUACUCUGGCGACGCCGCCGCCGCGAGGCGAACGCGCGCGGUCAUCCUAUACGUCCUCGAGCGCACGCUCCGGCUCCUGCACCCGUUCGUGCCGUACGUCACGGAGGAGGUGUGGAGGAACAUACCGCACGAUGGCGAGACGCUGAUGACGCGCGCGUGGCCGACGCUGGACGCGGCGCGCGACGACGACGCCGUCGCCGCCUUCGAGACGGCGCGCGCGGUGGUGCGCGCGGUGCGCAACGCGCGCGCGGAGUACGCGGUUGAGCCCGCGAAGCGCGUCCCCGCGAUCGUGGUCGUCUCUGGUGGAGACGCGGAUUCGAACGCGGCGUUGCGGAAGGCGCUCAAAGACGAGCUUCUGUUGCUGUCGACGCUCGCGAGGCUCGACGCGGAGGCGAGCGCGGUGACGGACGUCGCGCCCGACGCGGCGAUCAGCGAUCCCGCGGCUUUCGUGCAGAUCGUCGUGAGCGACGGCGUGACGGUGUACGUGCCGCUGAGUGGCAUCGUGGAUCCGGCGAAGGAGAUCGCGAGGCUGACGAAGCGCGCGACGAAGCUCGAGAAGGAGGCGAGCGGGCUCGCCGGGCGGCUGAAGUCGCCGAAGUUCACGGAGAAGGCGCCCGCGGACGUCGUGGAGAAGAGCAGGAAGGAGCUGGCGGAGCUCGAGGAGCAGCUGUCGAGCGUCAGAGAGAGGAUGGCGACGAUGGAGGCGCUGCUCGUGAAGAGUUGAUCGAUGAGAGGAAGCGAGGAGGGAGGGCGUCAUCAGAUGUCUCGGCUAUUUUUUUGUUUAUCACACGAGUCGUGGAAA